Messenger RNA from Wickerhamiella sorbophila, 3150 nucleotides. Its product is annotated as Structural maintenance of chromosomes protein 6. Gene Ontology annotation, molecular function: ATP binding; ATP hydrolysis activity; single-stranded DNA binding. The coding region runs from base 1 to 3150 and encodes 1049 amino acids. Gene Ontology annotation, biological process: chromosome organization; double-strand break repair via homologous recombination. The transcript has a single exon. Gene Ontology annotation, cellular component: nucleus; site of double-strand break; chromosome. Lineage: Eukaryota; Fungi; Ascomycota; Dipodascomycetes; Dipodascales; Trichomonascaceae. The record is from RefSeq and is a predicted model, not a curated record.
AUGUCGGAAGCGACAGGAGGUGAGGGACACGGCUCAGCGUGGCUGGAGAGCAUAAAACUCGAAAACUUUAUGAGCCACCGCAUUUUUGAAAUGAUGUUCAAUCGCUACAUCACUGUCGUCACCGGCUUGAAUGGCAGCGGGAAAAGCGCGAUUCUGGCUGCGCUCAUGGUUGUUUUUGGCAGCCGUUCAAAAGAUACAGGAAGAGGAGUGAAUGUGGCCAAUCUGAUCAAGGAAGGUGAGUCUGUCGCUUACAUUACGGCUACAAUUCGUCUCCCGGCAGGACCUGCUAAUGGGCUCUACGCUCAGCGCUACGGUGAUCGCGUCACAAUUAUCCGGAGAAUAACGAAAAGUGCUCGCACAACGCAGUUCAAAGAUUCUGAAGGGCACAGUGUUUCUAUAAAGGAGCCCUCCAAGGAGCUUGACGCAAUUGCAAGAUAUUGCGGAUUCUUUCCAUCGAACCCUCUGGUUGUCCUCACCCAAGAAGCUGCCAAACAGUUCCUCACUACAUCUUCCACAAAAGACAAGUACAAAAGGGUUCAGGAUGCAUUGAGAAUUGCAGGAACUCAAAAGGCUAUCGAGUCUAUUUCUGAGCGAAUUCACCAUCAACAAGAAAAACAGCUAGAGAAUCAGAACAUCAUCAAGCACCUAGAAGCUGGCGUUGUUAAACUGCAGCAGGAUCUAUCUUCAGCCGAAUCAAUUGGCUCGGAAAUCAAAGAGCUUCAACAGAUAGUGGCGUGGCGAAAAGUUAAAAAUGCAGCCGACGCUUUGAAUACAGCCAAACGCGAGCUAGUGGAUUUAGGAAGUGGACCUGCAAGUACAACUGAAAGCAUCAGCGAUUCUUAUGAGAAGGCGCUGGUUAUCAGCAGCAAUUCGAUCAAUGAAUGCACCGAGAGAAUCGAGUCUCUUCGCAGCCGAAUAAGCGAGCAUAGUGCGCGAGAACAGCACGAGUCUGCCCAGAUGUCGGCAAAGCAGGAGGAACUUGAUUCAUCGCUACCAGAGCUAAACAGUGCUAUGUCGACGCUGAAUCAAUGGAAAGCAGAGCUCAAAGAGCUCACUGUUGAAGCAAGUGUUGAGCACCGCAACGCCGAGAUCGCAUCUAUAUCUUCCAAACUAGAAGAGUUGGAAGCUCGUAAAACUCGCGAAGAGUCACAGAUACGUGAACUUGAAGAUUCACUGCCUGAUAUGGAGGCUGCUCAAGAUGGACUUUUAGCUGAGUUUCAGCAGGCCAAAGACGCAAAAGACUCUUCUGACAAACUGUUGCAAGAAGCAGAGUCAGAACUCAAACAAUUAAGAAGAGAAAAUGAAACACGAAGAGCUUCGGAGAACAACUCAAUAAUCGGAGAGAUUAUUCGUAACGAACCCGCAUGGCGAGCUGCAAAUUCCAAGCGGCGUCCGGUAGGUCCCUUGGGUGAGUAUGUUCAGGUCACUGAUCCAAAAUGGGAACCUGUACUAGCGAGUUUGCUGUCCAAAACUAAUGGGGCCUAUUGGGUUACAACUAGUGAAGACGCGAUAAAGCUUCAGCGCCACAUCAAACAGAAAAAUCUUCGAGCAACGGUUCACACUCGUAAACCAGAAGUUUUCGAUAUCGAAGCAGGCUCCCUGAAACCUGAAAAGGGACGUUUCACACGUGCCCUUGAUCUCCUGAAGUUUGAAAACGAGCAAGUCAAAUGCUUAUACUCCGACCUGGAUGCCAUUGAGCAAAUAGCCUUAUGCGACUCUAUCGAUGAAGGUAUUAGUUUGAUGAGGGCAGGUAAUCGCCCCAAAAAUCUCCGUACGGUUAUUUGUACUGAGCUCAGAAAUGGAAAUCGUGUUUCGCGGAAGAUUUCCAUUCAAAACCAAAGAGAGCUGUCUGAGCCGUUUUUUUUGCAAAAUAGAGCCAGCAGUAUGAGGUCCAAUCUUUCUGGACAAGUCGCUCAAGCCGAAGAAGAUUAUAGACACUUGGCAGAGGAAAACAAGCAAUAUGCGCGGGAAUUGAAGGAUUUGCAUAACCAGGUUCGAAGUUCGCAAGCCGACAUUGACGAGAUCAAAAGAGAUCGGAUUCCGCAACUCCAUGCUGACCUCAAUACAAUAAACCAAACUGUGGGAGAACUUCGGGAUCGCUUGGAGACUCUUGAGAAUACCCAGCCCAUGGAGGAGUUCCGAAUCGAUGACCUCAGAGCUCGCAUUGAGCAGCAGGAAAGACAAAUCGCAGCAGGCAAUAAAUGGCAAGAAAGUCUGCAAGUCGAGCUGCGAGCUCUAUGGGAAAAGGCAGCUGUCUCAAAGAGAAAACACAAGGACGCAGAAGCAUCUUUACAUUCCGCGAGAAGUGAGUUAUCCAACUUGCAUCUGGAACGGGAUCGCAUUCUCCAGAAGCAAGAUUCAGAGCUUCGACGCAACGCAACAGAGGUUCAAAUUUACCAAACUAGGCAUGAGGAGCUGUCAAAUAAUGUUCAUGAGCUGGACAGCCAGUUGGCAAAGUGUCAAGAGUCUGCAUCCCUAAAAGGUGGACAGUUGUCUAUGGCAGAUGAAAACCUGAACCACUCCAUUCCAGAACUAGAAGCGAUGGUGCAGGAACUUGUUAAGCGAAAGGAGAGGAUGGAAAGGCGUGAAGUGGAUGUCAAUGAACUUCACGCAAAAUAUACAAAUAUGAAAAGGACGCUCGACGAUGCCCGCAAUGUUCAAGCCGAGAUUUCAGAAGAACUCAGCAUUUUAAGGACUGCUUUACAAAAUCGCACCGAAAACCUUGAAAACGAGUGGCGAUAUUUGAAAAAGCAAAGUUCAAAAACGUUCUCAAAACUCAUGAAGAAAAUGAAUUUUCAAGGCUCAUUAGAUUAUGAUGAUGAAAAGGGAACUCUCAGUACUUCAGUGUACCCAGCCUCUAAUCGCGUUCAGCGAACUGGAACGCUUUCGGGUGGUGAGAGAUCUUUCACCCAACUAGCACUUAUUGUUUCUAUUUGGAGAUCUAUGCCUGUCAACUUAGUUGCUAUGGACGAGUACGACGUUUAUAUGGACCGUCAAACUCGUCGUCGAGCUCUUGUUCUGAUGCUAGACUGUCUCCGCGAACAGAACCAGCAAUGUGUCUUAAUCACACCUCUUGAGCUUGACGUCGCAACCUUGGAUGAGCUCGGAGACAAAAUCAGCAUAUUCAGACUUGAGAAUCCUCGAGCCUAA